CCCAGGCACUUUAAGGAGGGGGCGGGCCCCAGGGCGCUAGUCCCCGGAGCAGUUGCCGCGGGGACUGGGCGGUGACGCGGUCGGAGGGCGGAAGAGAGAAAGUUGUCGCCGUCCCGGGCCGAGUUUGGCGGAUCCGUGCGCGGGCCGCGGCGAUGGGGGGCUCGGGUAGUCGCUUGUCUAAGGAGCUGCUCGUCGAGUACCAGGACUUGACGUUCCUGACCAAGCAGGAGAUCCUCCUAGCUCACAAGAGAUUCUGUGAGUUGCUUCCCCCGGAUCAUCGGAGCACGGAGGAGUCACUGCAGGCACGAGUGUCCUUCCAGCAGAUCUUCAGCCUUCCAGAGCUCAAGGCUAACCCCUUCAAGGAGCGAAUCUGUCGGGUCUUCUCCACCUCCCCAGCUAGAGACAACCUGAGCUUUGAGGACUUCCUGGACCUCCUCAGUGUGUUCAGUGACACAGCAACCCCUGACAUCAAGUCCCACUAUGCCUUCCGCAUCUUUGCCUCUGGUAUCUGCCCUCCAGACUUUGAUGAUGAUGGGACCUUGAACAGAGGGGACCUGAGCCAGCUUGUGAACAGCCUCACAGGAGAGGGCGAGGACACCCAGCUGAGUGCCUCAGAGAUGAAGCAGCUCAUUGACAACAUUUUGGAAGAGUCUGACAUCGACAGGGAUGGGACCAUCAAUCUCUCCGAGUUCCAGCACGUCAUCUCCCGUUCACCAGACUUUGCCAGCUCCUUUAAGAUUGUCCUGUGACAAGAGCUCCAGUGUGUGGUCCCAGCACCCAGUCCAAGAACCUUUGCAAUAAUGCUGAACUGUGGCCAAAGCUACACCUGCGUUGCUAGAGCCAGCCGGCCAAGCUGGCUCAGCUCAGAGCUGGCCAGUCUCCCCUGGGUAGGGGAGGGCUGGCUGUGGCCAGGCCUCUCCCCUUCUCACUUCCAUUGUCAUUGGUCUGUCCCUAUGGAUUGAACAGUAAUAAAGGUUUAGACAUUUUGA
Echinops telfairi (small Madagascar hedgehog) is the source of this 989-nucleotide messenger RNA. RefSeq names its product calcium and integrin binding 1 (gene CIB1). The transcript has 7 exons. The record is from RefSeq and is a predicted model, not a curated record. Gene Ontology annotation, molecular function: calcium ion binding. Lineage: Eukaryota; Metazoa; Chordata; Mammalia; Afrosoricida; Tenrecidae. The coding region runs from base 153 to 749 and encodes 198 amino acids.